CGCGCGGCCCGCACGAUUUGUGCCGAGUGGCGGUGCCGAGAGGUAGUGGCGGUCGUGGCGGUGGUGGUGGGGACGCGGCCGGGAACUCUCCUCUCACCCGGCUACCGCUGCGCUUCUUCGCCGCAGCUCCUCGCGCGCGCUCUCUCUGCACGGGCACCGCCAGCUGCAGAUCCCUUGGGAGCUGCGCCCCACGAUGAGGCCAGGGACACCCAGGCCUUGACGGAGCCCACGUCUUGCCUAGCGGGUCCGCGGCGCCAGAGCCGUUUUGAGGGCCGCGGAGCCGGACCCGACCGCUCUUGUCCACGCCAUCUCACCGCUCUCCCUCCAACAACCUCUCACCCCCCUCUCAUCAACCCCCCACCAGCCCUCUUCCUACCCCUUCACCACCAACCUCGGCAGCACUCGACGCGCCUCCAAUGAGCACAAAACAGACGAAGAACGGGGCCGCUCGGGGCCUCGCACCGGCGGUGAGGACACAAGAUGCCGAGUCGAAGCGCCGCCGCAAGUUGGCCGAAGUGCGUCAGGCUCUGGCGCGCGAGCCCGUCGACGUGGCCGCCCUGCGCCGCUCGGCCAUCAGCGAGGGUGGCCUUCUCACCAACGAGCUGCGUCGCGACGUUUGGCCCAAACUGCUCUCCAUCGACGCCCACGCAUUGCCCCUCACGCCAGGCAAGGACCUACGUGAGAACAACAAGGACUACAACCAGGUCUUGCUGGACGUGCGGAGGUCUCUGCGCAGGUUCCCUGCAGGAAUGCAGGACGACCAGCGAGCCGUGCUGCAAGAGCAGCUCAUCGACGUUAUUCUGCACGUUCUGCGCCGCAAUCCGCAGCUGCACUAUUACCAGGGCUACCAUGACAUCGUGGUCACCUUCCUGCUGGUGGUGGGCGAUCACAUGGCCACCGCCAUGGUGGACAAGCUCUCCACGCACCACUUGCGAGACUUCAUGGACCCGACAAUGGACAGCACCAAGCACAUUCUCAACUACCUGAUGCCCAUUCUUGAGAGGGUGAACCCAGAGCUGCACGACUUCAUGCAAAGCGCAGAGGUGGGAACCAUAUUUGCGCUGAGUUGGCUCAUCACUUGGUACGGCCAUGUGCUCUCCGACUUCCGCCACGUCGUGCGGCUCUACGACUUCUUCCUCGCCUGCCACCCACUCAUGCCCAUCUACUUCGCCGCCGUGAUAGUGUUGCACCGAGAAGAGGAGGUGCUGGCGAGUGACUGCGACAUGCCCAGUGUACACCACCUGCUCUCACAGAUCCCACAAGACCUCCCGUACGAGACUCUGAUCUCCCGCGCCGGCGACCUCUUCGUACAGUUUCCACCAUCAGAACUGGCCAAGGAGGCAUCACUGCAGUUCCACCAGAGCACUGCCAUUUCCACGUUCAAGGACUUUGAGCUGGCCUCCACGCAGCAGCGGCCGGACAAUGUGCUGCGCCAUCGCAGGGCUGCGGCGUCACCUGCGGGGGGAGCGGAGGGGGGGGGCGUGGGCCCCGUGGCCGCCGUUGUCCAGGGCCCGAGUCGCAUGCUCAAGCUGGCCGUGUGGGGUCUCACAGCCACGCUGGGUGCCGCCGCCAUCGCCGCGAUGAACACCGCGCUGGAGUGGGCCCCGGAAUUCGUGCUGCGGCUCUUCCCGUGACCCGUGGCUUGAAGCGCAUCGUGCCAGAUCCGAUCCGUUUUAUGAUUGGACGUUUACGACGAAUGUGGUUGUAUUUGGAAAUGAGGCAGGUCACUGGCAUCAAGUCUGUCGGCGGCACCACUGGCAAUUGGAUAAUGCGCAGAGCGACUCAUGAGCUGGAGCAUUUACAAUAGGAUUCACCUGUGGGUGGCAGACUGGGAGAAUGAUGCUGAUAACGGUGCUUCAUCACCACACCGUGAACCACGACUUUCAGAAUCAGAAUUUUGAUUUAUACUGGAGGAAUGCAAUGACCUAUGAAGUGCUUUUUCACUUGGCAGCAAGAUGAAAAUUCCGAACUGAGUGUAUAAAGCCAGUCUUGGAUUAGUCACCUUUGUGUUAAGACAUUCCCCCUCUUGAUGCAGACUAUGCCUUGGAUAACGUAGUCUCAUCACUCAAAUGUAAAAGUUCAUAUUAAAGGGAAAAAUAUCUUAUUUCUUCCCGUCUUGAAUGUAUUCCAUGUUUCCUGCAAGUCUUUUGCAUUAUCUAUCCAUGGUUUGCAGGAUGCCUUUUUAUGAAGGAACUCAUCCAGCUAUAAUUUUAUGAAUGAUCCAAUGGAUCGUGCCUCUUUAAGUUGCAGUGGCUACUACGCUGCUCAUUGCCCUCAAGCCAAUUCUAUAUUAAAGUAAUUAUCUCCUGAACGAUAGAUUUUAUUCUCACGUGGUCUAUUUUUCUCACUCAAUAAAUGGCACUUGUGUAUCCCCUCGUGCUUUUACAAAUCAUUCCGUUGUAAAGCGAGUGCACUUGAUGGCGCGUCUUGAGCAUAUUCUAAAGUAGAGAAUUCUGCAUGCACGGCAUCAAGGAGCAAUUUCAAUAAAAAACCUAAUGAAAUGCUGUACUGUGCAGCAACUGCUAAACUUUUGAGGCAUUAUUUUUAAUGUAGCCACCACCUUAGACUGCCAUCUUUAGCCUUUGGAUAACAAGUUCCUGGAUGUCUGCAGACAGUUCUUAGACACAGCUUUGCUGCAGCAUGUAUACUUAUUACAUGGCCAACGGGCAUUUUUCACAAAUGUAAUGCCUUUUGUCCUUUCACACCCACUCAUCUGCACUCUGCUAUGGCAAUUCUGAAAUGGGCAGGAGGGUGGUGGCGCAUUGGUAACACUCGUGCCUCACAGCAAUGGCCCGGGAUUUGAUUCCUUACUCGGGUGCCUUGCCAUAUGGAGUUUGUUCUCCCUCUGUUCUGCAUGGGUUUCCGCCCAUAGCUAUAAUUACAUACAAUGUAACUGGAUUGCCCAAACGUAUCAAUGCUGAAAAAUACCUGAAAAUGUAUCGAUUGGAAUUGCACGUAGCAUUAUCGCCUCCUACUGUGAAAACUUGGCAGGACCCUCAUGAAAACGUCUUGAGACCCAAGCUCUCCUGGGUAAAAAAGUGAAGAAUAACUUUAAUCAGGAACAACCUGCGUUGUGUGUGCGGUGGAUAGCAUUGCAUUGGGUAUUAUCUUUAAAAGUUUGUCUUGGUGGAAUUCACCGAGUUUCAGGAGGGUUUUGCAUUGAGAUCUUUGUCCAGCAUGACUAAUGGCUUCAUUUUUUUAUAUGUCGGCUAUCAUGACCAAUGAUUCAUAAAAAUAUUUUACGUGUUCGGUCGUGCAGGUAUGAUGGCAGAGCUACACCGUCUCGGUGGCUGUCAGGUGGAGGAGGGCUCUAACAUACCGACACGACCUAACCCAAAAAACCAUGCGUGAAUCAUGACUGUAUUUGGAAGGAAGGCUGAGUUCCUACAGAAGAUCCCUGUGUUUGAGAGGUGUUGAACUUUUCAUUUGAAUCUCUGUGAUGUAAAUGUGUUGAAAUGCAUAAUUAAUUAUUUUUGUUUAUUUUUCCCAUGAUUAAAAAAAGAUGAUUUGGGUGCAAAUAUACUUCUAAAUUAUUUUAUUAAGAAUUACAUAUUUUAAAGCACCAGUCAAAACAUUGCAAAAUAUAUACCAAAAACGUCACAGACUUUAAUAACAGGAUAUCCUGUUCUGGUAACUUAAAAUCAGCGUUAAAAAGGGUGUAGAAUAUAGUGGCGAAUGUAAACUUAUUUGUAUUUUUAUUAUAUUCUUAAACAAUGUUGACUGGUCCUAAAUCCAUUUCAUAUGUUGAUGUAAAAUAAAUAUUUACUACACUAAGUUUCUCAGACUUUUAUGUUCCAGGACAAGAUUAAUAACUGCCCCAUGUCCUUUUUUUAUUUGCAAGGAACGUAAUGUUUAUUCACGUAAUUUUUUUACCUAAAUAACGAGAUUAUUUACCAGGUAGAGCCCACGAAACUAUGAGCUCUUUUUCAGAGGCGACCUGGCCACACAAUUGUAGAGGUGUAAUUGCGCAUGGCUACGGAUGUUGGGGUGUGAUUAUGCAUGGCCACGGAUGUCCAACAAACACAAGGGGCGGGGUUACGGCCGUACACAAGGGUGGCGCUCGCACCGACGUCCGCAUGUGCAUCCUCCACGGGCCCCCCCUCGGGGGCGAGUCCUAUAAAAGGUGAUGAGCUCGAGGGCUCGAGGUCGGGGGCUCAGCUUUAACCAGAGAAGAAGGAAGACCUGCUAGAAUAGGCCCCAGAGCUCCCCUGGCUCGCUGUCCUUAUAAGGGCCGACCAGGGCAAGCCGGUGGCGUGGCCCCGAGAGCCCAGACUAAGCUGGUCUGGUGACUCAGGGUGCCGGGAUCCCAGCUUAACCAGGCUGGGACAGAUAGCCUCCCCUAGCCCCGUAGUGGAGGAAUUGGCAUAGGUUAGAGGGGUUAGCUGUCGUGCAAUCCCUGUAGCCAAGUGACCUGUAAUUACUGUGUUGGUGUAAUAAACAAGUGUGCCUCCGA
Molecule: messenger RNA, 4453 nt
Organism: Lethenteron reissneri (Far Eastern brook lamprey)
Lineage: Eukaryota; Metazoa; Chordata; Hyperoartia; Petromyzontiformes; Petromyzontidae
Gene: TBC1D20
Product: TBC1 domain family member 20
Biological process (GO): endoplasmic reticulum to Golgi vesicle-mediated transport; positive regulation of GTPase activity
Cellular component (GO): endoplasmic reticulum membrane
Molecular function (GO): GTPase activator activity
Source: RefSeq, a predicted model, not a curated record